UGAGCAAAUAAUUUAAACAUUUCAAUAAAAUACUGUGCUGCCCAACCAGAUAAGUUUGCAAGCUUGAUUUAUGACUCUGACGUCGAUAAAUUUGUGAAUUCAGAAGGUAGCUGGUUUGAUAGGUGCAAUAUAAAUGAUAUGUUCAUUAUAAUCUGAGAUAAUUGACUAAAAUGAUUAUGGUAAUUACAUUUCUCGUGUUGUAAAGUACCAUAAGGAUCAUCUAGUGUAUCCAUUUUAUUUUAUAGUUAAGAAAACAGGACCUUACAACGUUUAAUGACUUUCUGUGUUUGCAGUCAUAUCUAUUGAGACUUUUAGAACCAUACAAAGCAAGCUAAAGGGUAACAGUGCCAGUGCCGCCUUCUGAAAAUGCAUUUGGAUAUCUCUUGUGUCUUUUAUUUUCAGAAACAAGGUAUUGCUGUGAUGUCCAGGCUAGAGUGCGUUGGCUAUUCACAGGUGUGAUCAUAGCGCAUUAUAGGCUUGAACUCCUGGGUUCAGGCAUUCUCCUACCUCAGCUUCCCAAGUAGCUGGGACUUCAGGCAUGUGCCACCAUGCCUGGUUCUUGUGUCCUUAUUAGUAAUAACUUGGGUUUAUAUAGCACUUUUCCAUGUGCCUUCACAUAUAGGUGUUAUUCUCAUUUGGUCACAGAAGAAACUGAGUCCUAAAGAAGUUUUGUAACUUGCUUAAGUUCACACAGCUCAUUUAUGAGAGAUAGUGUGUUCAUUAUAAUUUAUCCUACAUCCUGGUACAUCUUUGAGUAUGAUAAUUACACUGGGACAAUAGGCACAAAUCGGGGGUCCUGGGAAGUCUCAGAUAGAGGGUCCCCCUAGUGAUGGAACUGAUGUUAGGAUCUAGUACCUUUAUUUGUAAACUUUCCCUGUCUUAGCAGGAAGAUAAAUAAUAUGACAAAAUUAAGGUUUCUCAAGGGAAAAAUGUAUGUGUGUAGAAUAGAGAAGCAUAAAAAAGUAUCAUAUGGAAAAAGUAGACAGAAGUCAUUUUCUUCUUUAUGGUAUUUAUUUAUUAAGGAGAAGUUGAUGCUUGAGACACAAAGCCUAUUUUAUUUUAUUUUAGUUUAGUUUAGUUUAGUUUAGUUUAGUUUAGAGACAGUGUCUCACUCUGUCACCCAGGCUGGAGUGCAGUGGCACAAUCAUAGCUCAUUAUAACCUUGAACUCCUGGGCUCAAGUGAGCCUCCUGCCUCAGCCUCCUGAGUAGCCAAGGUUACAGAUGUGUACCACCAUGCCUAGCUAUUUCUUUUUUCAAAGUUUUUGGAGAGAUGGGGUCUCACUAUGUUGCCCAGGCUGGUCUUGAACUCCUGGCCUCAAGUGAUUCUCCUCCCUGGCCUCCCAAAGUGCUGAGAUUUCAGGCAUGAGCCGCCUUUCCCAGCCAGAGCCUAUUUUAUAACAAAGCUGUGAACAUCUCAUGUAAUUUAGUGAAUACUGCACUGAAAGUAAAAAACAGGAUGGUUAUAUGGGCAUUCACAAUUAACAUACACAACUGAAAACACCCUGGACCUGGGAUGUUUGAAGCAUUGAACUAAAAUUAAUUGUGGAUGCUGGGGAUGCUACAGCGACCAGGUUAUCAAUUUCUCUGUCUCCUGAUGAGGCUCGAGAGUAGCUGGUAGGGGACCCUGGAGUAUCUAUACUUGUUGAUGGUUUAGUGGGCGUAGUGCUCUUCAAGAAGUUAGUAAGUAUUGGUUUUUUACCCUUGCGAUUGUGUGGCUGACUAGGAUCUGUGGCUUACCGCACUACCCAGCAUUGCAAGAGUAUCACAUUGUAUAUUGCUAGGCCAGGAAAAGAUCAGAGUUCAGAAUCUAAAGUACGGUUUCAACUGAAUGCAUGUUGCUUUCACACCAUUGUAAAGCUGAAAAAUUGUAAGUCAAACCAUGGUUAAGUCCAGAUGCUUCUGGAUUUAUUAUGGGGUUAUGUCCUGAUAAACCCAUGGUAAAAUUGAAAAAUCAUAAGUAAGCUCACCUAUCAUAAGUAAGGGGCUGUCUGUAUUUCCUAGUUUUUGGCUUAGUGCUUUGUUAGGCUUUUUAUUUUCCCCCAUGUAUUUUACUCACACUUCAGGUCUCCAUUUUGUAGUAGAUAGGAGUGGGCGAAACUAAGUACUGUUUGAGUUUUUAAGUUGGCUGCAUUGUCUGAGAUGCUUUUAGGAUGUAAGAUUUCAUAUAAUGGGAAUACAGAAGUAACUAUCAUAACAUAGAGGAUUUUAAUUUAGAUAUAUAUUUGAGUGUCCUAAUGACUUUUUUCCCAAAUUUUUAAAAAGAAACAGACACACAACUUCAUGUUAUGAGGUUUUAAUGGAUCCUUGAAAAAAUUUGGAAAUGAAAAGGUAAUAAAGAGAGAACAAAUGUAGCAAAACAUGCAAACCCUUCAAUUAGAACAAUUCAAUGUUUCUAGGAAAUAUGUUUGAAAUAUUAUAUUUAUUAAUUACUUUAUUUUUAGAUAUGUGUAAGGUUAAAGUAAAAUGAAAGAUUUACUGGAUAACUGUGCUUAAAAUAUUUACUGGAUAACAUGAUUAAAAUAUUUUCUUUCAAGCUUUAAGAUAAAAUAUUCCAUUUCUUAAUUUCCAAAAUGUGAGAAGACUUUAUUUAGGGCUUUCAGUUUAAUUCCCAUUAGGGAGGAAUGAAAUUAAUCUAGAAACAGAUUUAUUAAGACAUCCUACUACUGAAAUUUUUAUUGUAGAAGAUAAAGAAGACUAUGACUUUUGCCAAAGAACAUAAUUAUUUCCAGGAUUUCUUUGUGAUAAUGGCCCAUAUCAGCGUUAGAUAAUUAAUUCUGGUUGAAUAUAUGGAAUCAGAGAAAUAUCUAAUUCCUGCGCUUUCCAUCAUCUACUUUCCCUAGGGCAAUAGGCUCUAUAGGCAUGUGAUUCCGCCUGCCUUCAAGGGAGUCUCAGGUGACAGGUUUGGCAGGCAUUUUACUGUGACAAACAAGGGUCACCAGUUUAUGACCUUUUUCAGUUAGCAACAUCUGCUUUCUUGUUUUGAGGGACCCAACUGCCAAACCAACGCUUCAUAUUUUAUAUUUAUGUAACAUCAGCACACCACUUCUGGCACCAGUUUCUAUGAUUGUUUGGAUAUGAGCUAAGCUGCUAUAAUAGGCACUUCUCCAAAGCACAGUGGCCCAGUAAAGACAGAAGCUUAUUUUUGUCUUAACAUUCUUUCUGUUAUUUCUCUCUUAUUUCUACUUAAGGGAAACAGGUGGGUCAGGAUGGACAGCACUGCCCAUUUCUUGUAUUUUGUUGCUCUGCCAUCCCUUGUCAUCUGUGCGGUCAGAGAUGCCUCAUCCACAUUUGUACCCCAGUCUGUGAGAACAGAGGGAAGCACAAGAUGUGGAAAUGGCAUGUUACUUCCACUAACAUUUCAUCAGUGAGAAUUUAAUCUUAUGACUAUGCCUGCACUCAGUCAGGGGCAGGCAGGUGUUUUCUCUCCAUGGAUGGUCAUGUACCCAGCUAAAAUGCUGUUACUAGGAAAGAAGGAGAGAUUAGAUUUUGGGGAAUGCCUAGCAAUCUGCCAGAGUUACUUAAUUCCUCGGAAUCUUAGCUUCCUCUUCUCUAAAAUGUGGUAAUAAUUUUAUCUACCUCAGAGAGUUGUCUCGAAAAUUGGGUAAUACAUAGAAAGUAUAGUUUCUGAGGCUGAGGAAGGCAGAUCACUUUGAGGCCAGGAGUUUGAGACCAGCCUGGCCAACAUGCUGAAACCGCAUCUCUACCAAAAAUACAAAAAAAAAAAAAAAAAAAAAAAAAUUAGCUGGGUGUGGUGGCUGGCACCUGUAGUCCUGGCUACUCAGGAGGCUGAGGCAGGAGAAUCACUUGACCCUGGGGAGGCAGAGGUUGCAGUGAGCCAAGAUCGUGCCACUGCACUCCAGCCUGGGCAGCAAGAACGAGAUUCCAUUUCAAAAAAAAAAAAAAGAAAAAGAAAAGUAUAGUUUCUGGUAUAUAUAAUAUGCUCAAUAAAUGUUAGUUUUUAAUUAUGAAGAUAUUUUUCUAACGACAAGAGUAGCUAUUGCUUUUUAGUUUAUUAAUGCAUAAAGAACUUGUAAGCAAUGCUUAUUUUACUUCAGAAAAAUUCUACUAUUUAAAGCAGUAAAAGGCGCAGACCUAAAUACGUGGAGACCGUAGAUAUUACAGCACCAUAACAUCUGGGUUCUUUUUUUUUUUUUUUGCUUAUUUUUGAAAAAGCAAAAUUAUUAAUGGAACAACCAUUUACACUGUUUCUUAGAAUGGUUUUAAUGUAGAUAAAGCAUAAGUAGGUUUUGAGGUAAGUAGUCCAUUAGAGUAAUUUAAUUUCCCUUGCAAAAAUUUUAGUUAGUUUUUUUUUUCCUUCUAAAAUGGGUCAUCGCUAAAAGCAAUUCAUUUAUUUGGCAAGAUAUUCUUAGCAUAUGGAUUUGAUGCGGCGGUGAGAAUUCUAAAAUGCCUAUGUAAUUUAAAAAGUUGUUUCCUGGUAAUUGGCUGAGGGAAACAAACGAUAAAGUUUUUACUAGCCUAAAGAAAAACAAAAGCUGAAACAUAUACAAAAGUGGAAAUAAUUUACUAAUAUUUUAAACUGCUUGAGUUUGAAAGUAGGGAAAGUAACCUAGUAUUAUGACUAUUCGCAUGUACUAUACAUUAUUUGUCAUUGAUAGCUAUAAUGAAACAUUUAAAUCCACAAACAAUUAUUCUUUAUUAUUUUAUAGACAAUUAUUAUUUUUGAAUAAAGAAAGAUAACUUUAUUUUGGGUUUUGGUUUCUUUACUUGUUAAUUUCAGCCAGUUAAUUGUUAAGGUUCAUUAUAAUUUUUGAAAGCACUUUUUAGCAGAACUCAGUUUUUGGUCAAGAAGCAAAGAUGAAAAGUGACUAGGAAGUUAUUCAGAGAUUUUUCACUAGUUUUGUGAAAUUGGUGGUUAAUGUGGUUAAAGCAGUCUGUAUCCACUAGAAAUAUGUCUUAAAGAUGAGGAAGCUGAACUUUAAAUCUAUUUGUUCAUCUAUUCCCCACUUUCAAAGGACAUAUGGGAAAACAAAGUAAAGAACAUGUCAAGUUAAAUUUUUUUUUAAACUUAGCAUCUCUAAAGCAUGUUCAUUUGUUGCAUAAGAAUUCUUCUUUGGUUUCCUAUUUUUUGGGCAAAAUGCCGAAAGAGGAUAUGUGUGCCAUCUGCUUUGUCAUCAUCAAUUUUAGAUUAAAUUCCCCAAAUUUAGAUUGAGUUUUCACUGAUUUAACCUGCAGCUUUUGGUAAUUUUUUUCCUUGAUCUCUGGCAUAGCUUCUGACUAUUUUGUGGGUGAGUUAAAGAUGAUGUUUAGAUGUAGUAAGAUAGGGGUUGGGUUACUGCAGCCACUGGCCUUGCAAUUAGUUAAGUUGGACUUCAUUGUGAAGUUAGUGGGGAGCAUUGGGCAAAAGAGAGUGGUGAAUUUUACCAAAAGGUUUUUCUGUUUAAUUAAUUCAUUAUUAGCUAGGCUCCGUUUAACUAUCUCUGUGAAGAAAUAGUUAAAUUGCUUGCCUCAAAAAAAAAAAAAAAUCAAAGCAUAGAAACAAAUUACCACUCAACUUUUAAUGUAUUGUCUACUAGACUGUACUGCUCAUUAGGCUUUUAUUUGAUAUGCUAUUUUAUUUUUCAAUUUUAAAUUAUAAUCUAUGUAAAUUUGGAAUAUUGAAUGUAUAGGAUGGAGAUGACUUUAAUUGCUGUCAAACUCCAAGGAUAAGUUAAGUAGGAGGCAUGAGGUUGAGGAACAUAAGUUUUUAUGAGAAAAAAUAAGGUUAAGAGGGAAUAAGAAAAAACAGUAGUGAAUGUUUAAAUUAAAAAUAUUUCCUCUUUCCCUCAAUUUUUAAUUUAAAAAAACUUCUAACUGCAAAAAAAGUUGAAAUAAAAAGAAAAAGCAGCACUCAUAAGAUCCAUCUGUUGCAUUCUGUCACAUUUGAUUCUCUAUGUAUGUGAUAUAUUUAUUUAGAAAGCUUUUAAAAAUAAGUUAUAGAUACCAUUAAACAUCCUGCCUGAAUACUUCCACACUUCCUGAGAAUAAGGACAUUAUCCUACCAUCCCUAAUAUUAUUGUUUUUGUGGUUAUUACUGUUGCUGAAUCUUCCUAAUUAAUCAUAAUUCAAUAAUAUCAUCUCAUGUACAUUUUAUGUUGAAUUAUCCCAUUUUUUAAGGAUCCAGGAUGCAAUAAAAUUUCACACAUUGCAUUUGAUUGUCAUGCCUCUUAAUCUCAUUUUAAUCUGGAAAAAUUCCCCUGCCUUUUUUUAAAAUUAUGACUAAUUUGAAGAGUGUAGACCAGUUAUAGGAUGUUCUAUAUUCUGGAUUUGUCUGUUUCCCAUUUUUUAGAUUCACUUUUUUUGGCAAGAAGACAGCUGAGGUGAUAUCACUACUACUUCCCAUCAGAAGGCACAGGAUGUCUGCUACUGGUGAUUGUGGAAUGGGAUUGUUUGGUUAAGUGUUAACUACUGUAGCUUUCCCAUAUACAAGUACCUGUGUCCUUUUGUGAUUAGUAAAUAGUCUCUGGGAUGAUACUGUGUGAGAUCAUGUGAAUAUCCUAUUCCCCAAUAAUAUUUUCCCAGGUACUUCUAGGCAUUCAUAGGUGAUUCUUGCCUGAAUUAAUUACAGUGAAGAUUGCAAAGGGAUUAUGUUCUAAUUCUGUAAUCCCUUUUUCAUUUAAUAGAUAGCAUUUUGCAAGAACUUCCCUCACAUCCUUCCACUCCCCCUUAAUAUGGAUUCAUGGAUUUUUAAGUUAAAUGUAUUAUAUUUAAUACUUGAUGAUCAGUAUUAUAUUUUUAGAUGCACAAAUUAUUCAGAUCUAGCUAGUGGGUGCCUUUUCAAGCUGGUUCCUGUGUUCUUUACUUGACUCCUGUAGUCUUUGAGCACUUUCUUGCAUUCAGGAAUGAAUUUUGUUUGUUUGUUUUUGUUUUUUGAGAUAGAGUCUCACUCUGUCACCCAAGUUUGAGUGCAGUGGUGGUGUGAUCUCGGCUCACUACAACCUCCGCCUCCUGGGUUCAAGCGAUUCUCCUGCCUCAGCCUCCUGGGUAACUGGGAUUACAGGUGUCCGCCACCACAUCUGGCUAAUUUUUCAAUUUUUAGUAGAGGCGGGGUUUUGCCAUUUUGGCCAGGCUGGUCUCAAACUCCUGACCUCAAGUGAUCCACCUGCCUCGGCCUCCCAAAGUGCUGGGAUUACAAGCGUGAGCCACCGUGCCCAGCCAGGAAUGAAUAUUUUUUACGUGACUAAGAUAACGUUAUAACAUUUAUUUUAUAAUAAAACAGUAAAAGUGGUUUAGACAUUUUACACAAACUAAUUUUCUUCUAUCAUCAAUUGUUUGAUGGAAAGUUCUUCUUAUAGUUUCAGUGAUAACUGAAAUAAGUGUAUACCUCUUAAUUAUUGAAGAUUAUAAGCAUAUCAAGAGGCUGGUUUCUGGUGUGUUUCUCAAAGCUAGUACUUUUCUCUAAUUUUUGAGACAGGGUCUCUCCCAGGCUGGAGUACAUUGUGCGUUCAUGGCUCACUGCAGCCUCAACCUCCCAGGCUCAAGCUAUCCUUCCACCUUGGCCUCCAAGCAGCUGGGACUACAGGUGUGCCUCACCACACCUGGCUAAUUUUUUAAUUUUUUGUAGAGACAGGGUCUUGCUAUAUUGCUGAGGCUAGUCUUGAACUCCUGGGCUCAAGUGAUCCUUCUGCCUCAGCCUACCAAAGUGCUGGGAUUACAGAUGUGAGCCACCAACCCUGGCCAAAGCUGGUACUUUUCUGAUUUGUGAUUCGAAUAAAAAAUUCUGAGUGCUGCCUCCUGGGAACCUCUGUGAAUGGAUGCCUAAGAUGGAGAAAUACUUUGGGACAGCCCGCCUUACAUGUAUUUCUGCUCUGUCCCUCCUGCUUCUUGUAUAUUUUGGAAAUGCAGUGAUAAGGCUGGGGUUUACUUGUGCUCAUUUUCCAUUAUCUUUCCCACAUUUUAAUUGGACAAUAUCUAAAUUGCUUCUCUGUAUCCACUUUACCUGUCUUUUAUAUUUCCAAGCCCUCUUUCAGCUUUAGCUACUGAAAAUGCCAUUGAAAACAGUUUAAAUAAAUAACUCAUACAGGGAGAAUAUCAUUAAAUUUUAAAUAUUGUCAAAAGAAUGUGCUGUAAAGUAUACUGAAUUCCUCCUUUGUAAAAUUCUGGUAUAAGUGGUUUUACUUCUUUAUACAUUUAAAGUACAUGUAAGAAAUUUAGUAUGUAUCACUUGUGCUAUUGUUUCUAACUUGGUUGGAGGGUGGGAGGGUUUAAAGCUGGGAAAGGGAAGGAACUAUGAAGGAGUCUUUUACUAGACUGACAUUUAUUCCACCAAUUCAUUGUCUUUGGAUAUUCUGCUUAACCACCUGCAAAUCUAUUCAGCGUAUCAUUAUUUAGGCUGCAUGUCUCUAUUCUUGGCUACAAGAGUGUUUUAAGAGACUUCAUACCAUGCCGACAUCUAAAUAUGCUGUCUAAAGCGUUGUCAUACCCACCAUUCUCCUAACCAUGUCAAAAGGAAAUAACGUGUUUGGCAUAACUUAUUCUUAGUGAAACCCUGCUGUUUUCUACUGAUUGCCUCUUUUCAUUGCCUCUAAGUUCUCACAGACCACUUAUUUGGUAAACUAUUUUAGAGGUGUGCAGGGUAGGACAUCAGGCUCUGUGAGUCUCAGAAUCUACCUUUCCUCCUAAUCUUUGCCCAUCCCAAGACAUCAGUUCUUUCCCUGUAGCUGGAUGUUGCCUGUGCUGCUGGGUAAGGCAAAUCUCUAACUAAGAAGUCAUUGUAUGUAUUAGGGGAACCAGCCCCUGAUAUUUCAACAUAGGUUCUUUUCUAUUUUCCCUAAGUGCCGGCCGGUCUGAGAAAUAAAGGGAAAGAGUACAAAAGAGAAAAAUUUUAAAGCUAGGUGGCCGGGGGAGACAUCACAUGUCAGCAGGUUCCAUGAUGCCUCCUGAGCCGUAAAAAACAGCAAGUUUUUAUUAGCAAUUUUCAAAGAGGAGGGAGUGUACGAAUAGGGUGUGGGUCACAAAGAUCACAUGCUUCAAGGGCAACAAAAGAUCACAAGGCAGAAGGUCAGGGCGGGAUCACAAGGUCAGGGCAAAACUAGAAUUACUAAUGAAGUUCCAUGUCCCACUGUGCACGCAUUGUCAUUGAUAAACAUCUUAACAGGGUUCAAGAGCAGAGAGCACAUCUGACUAGAAUUUGCCAGGCUGGAAUUUCCUAAUCCUAGCAAGCCUGGCGGCACUGCAGGAGGCCAGGGCGUGUUUUAUCCCUUAUCUGCAGCUGCAUAAGGCAGACACCCCCAGAGUGGCCAUUUUAGAGGCCUCCUCUGGGAAUGCAUUCUUUUCCCAAGGCUGUUAAUUAUUAAUAUUCCUUACUGGGGAAAGAAUUCAGCGAUAUUUCUCUUACCCGUUUUUGGUAAUAAGAGAAAUGUGGCUCUGUCCUGCCUGGCUCCCAGGCAGUCAGACCUAAUGGUUAUCUCCCUUGUUCCCUGAACAUCGCUGUUAUCCUAUUCUUUUUUCAAGGUGCCCAGGUUUCAUAUUGUUCAAACACACAUGCUUUACAAACAAUUUGGGCAGUUAAUGCAAUCAUCACAGGGUCCUGAGGCGACAUACAUCCUCAGCUUACGAAGAUGACAGGAUUAAGAGAUUAAAGUAAAGACAAGCAUAGGAAAUUAUAAGAGUAUUGAUUGGGGAAGUGAUAAAUGUCCAUGAAAUCUUCACAAUUUAUGUUCUUCUGUCACGGCUUCAGCAAGUCUCUCCGUUCGCGGUCCCUGACUUCCCGCAACAGUAUGGACUUUUUUGUGGGAAAAUUAUUUGUGUGGAUCUACCAAGGAAAUGUCUGCAGAGUCCACUUUGAGAAAAGCUGACUUGAGAAACUGAUUUUCUGGACACAUUGUAUCAAUUAUUUCUGUAAAUGAGAAGUCACUGAACUGGUAAAAUAUAUAUCUUUUAGAUUAUCCAAAAAAAUGAACAUGCAAUUAAGAUUUUUUUUAAAGCUCAGUUCCCUGGGACAGGGACAGGGAGUGCGGGCAUAUGAAGAUCUCAGAUAAGAAACAGUGGUUAAGGCUGGGCACAGUGGCUCAGGCCCGUAAUCCCAGCACUUUGGGAGGCCCGAGGUGGGCAGAUCACCUGAGGUCAGGAGUUUGAGACCAGCCUGGCUAACAUGGUGAAACCCCGUCUCUACUAAAAAUACAAAAAUUAGCUGGGCAUGGUGAUGGGUACCUGUAAUCCCAGCUACUUGGGAGGCUGAGGCAGGAGAAUCACUUGAACCUGGGAGGUGGAGGUUGCAGUGAGCCGAGAUCGCGCCAUUGCACUCCAACCUGGGCAACAAGAGUGAGACCUUUGCUGUUAAAGGGUGGUCCCUGCAGCAGCAACAUCAUCAGGGUGCUUCAUAGAAAUACAGACUCUCAGGCCCUAAUCCAGCCCUGUUGAAUCAAAAUCUGCAUUUUGACACCAUCUCCAGGUGAUUCAUAUACAAAUUAGGUUUGAGAAGCUCUGGAAAUCAUUUUCAUGGGACCGUCCCUCUCUGCAAGUGAACUGGUAGAGAGAUAAAGACUCAUCUUGUGAAGUACCUGCAGAUACUAAAUAGCAUAAUUAGGAAAAUCCUUUUAGAGUGAAAGGAAUUCAGAUAUUUAUUGUACAUUGUUGGCUCAAUACAAUUGUUUAAUAUUGACCUUCCCACACUGUACCUUGUGAGAUUUAAGAUGUAUGCAAAUACAAUGACUAUUAUUUUCAAAAAAUGAUUUUUGUAGUCAUUUUACUAGCCAUAAGCCAGAGUGCUCAAAACCUUUCCCCCUUUUUCUGCUUUCUGUAUUCUUUCUAAAGGUGGCUAAAUUGUCGAAGUUAUAAUUCAGCAUGAAGAGAAAACUCCAAGAAAAAAGGCUUUAGCUGGGGCCAUGCCUCUGUUGUUUGCAUCCUAACUUUGUUAGAGCUCCUUAAGCACAGUAGAGCCUCGUCUGUUCCAUGACACUGCAGGCUUGUCGCAUAACCCUAUGAGCAGUAAUCAACUGGACUCCAGAUGUUGCUGUCUCACAUUAGCCCAACGUUAGCUUCAAUAAUGUUGAUGGCAGCUUGAUAUAUAUCAGGGUUUCCUAGCUUUCUUAGAUGUCUUACUUAUAUUGGGGGUGAUGAAGGAAUUGAACCUCCUCCCUUUAGCUGAGACAUCCCCACGUGUUUCUGAAGGGUGGACAUGUCAGGUAGGACUCUGAUGGGCUGGUGUAUGUGCUGUUGAAGAAAAUACUUUAAGCCAAUGUCAGAUUGCAGGUGCAUCUUACUGGCUCACUCAGGUGGGAGGGUCUAAUGGGAACUGUGGGUGUUGUGAGCUGGCAGAGGGCAUCAGUAUGGUGUAGUGAAAAGAACAUUGUGUUUCUAAUUAGGUAGAUGUGGUUUGAAUCCCAGCUCUCCUGCUUAUUAGUUCUGCAACCUAGUAGCAGUUAUUUAGUCUCUGAUUUUUGAGUUCCAUAAUUGUAAAAAUAGGGUUAAUUUCUAUCUCCCUGGGUUGUUGUGAGACUCUAAUGAGAUGAUGUAUUAAGAGCCUAAUAUAGUGCCUGGCAUAGAGUAGGUGCCCAUUGAAUGGUAAGUUCACAUUACUAAUCCAUUUGGUAUAUUAAACAAUUCCAUACAGGUUUUUUUAAAUGCCUGCCCCAGCUAAACUAAGUAAGGAUUUAAGUAGCUUCUGAUAGUUUUGCCCAUCAAAUGUAUUUUCAAGUGAUUCUUUGCCAGGUAAGCAUCAUCUUCUGUUAUUGCUGCUGUGGCAGACACAGGCCUUCAAAGGCACAAUGCUGUCAACCUGGCAGAUUCAUCAGCUGGAUCAGAGCCAGCAGGGAUUACAUGUCCAGAAAGCUGAGAAUAUUCCAUUUUACACAAGGGAUACGCCAACAUGUCAGCUAGAAUCAAGGAAAAGGGACUACGUGCUUAAAACAAUAGCAAGUGGUAAAAAGAGCUUUGGUGAAUUAAUCACGUUCAAAUGGUUGCAGUACCUGGUGUUGUUUUCUAUGAAGAAGGCUAUGAAAUGCAACAUUUUGUUUCAAAAAGUAUGCUCAUGCUCAUAUAGUAUCCUGGAAAGGACAUUUUUCUUUAUAAUUAUAAAGGGUGUAGAGUUUGAUGUAAAGCUCUCCAAAUUCACAACUCUGCUUAUAUCAGGAAACCAGGAGGUGUGGCACAAAAUCCUAACUUAUUAGUGUUCUACCUGUGAAUAUUUGACUGUAGACUUCUUCCAUUACUUUUCUCUCUCUAUCUCUGAAUCUGAACCCAUAGCCCAUCUGAGUUUGAAAGCUCUGAUUUUAGGUAUUGAAGUAGUGCCUUGGUUAUUUUUUAACUUUUAAGUGGUUGCUGUUUAGAAAAUGUUAGAAAAAUAACUUUAAUCAGAUUUAAGAAAACUACUGGAUGAAGAAUAUUUUUUGUUUUGACUAAAUUACAUUGAUUCAUCUUUUAAAUGGGGAUUAUAAUGGUACCUAUUCCAUAGGAUUAGUAUCUACCUUACAGAAUAAAUAAAGUAUUAAUAAUAUAUGUGAAGUGUUUAGUAUAUGGUGCUUGGCAUGCCAUAAACAUAUUUUAUAAUCGUGUUAAGUAUUAUUAAUUUUUUGCUAUUGGUUUCUCUCUGCUUACAAAACAGAAAUUUUCAUUGUAGAAAAUGUAAAAUAAAACAAAGAAAAAAAAUCACAUAAAUGCUCUAAUAACAGAUACUGACAUUUUAGUACAUCUUCCCAGCCUUCUGUUUCCCUACAUGCAUAUAUUUUACAUAAGCAAAUCAAAAUUGUAGUAGUUUUAAACUUGCAUUUUUCACUCAUUAUAUUAGCAGUAUUUUCCCAUGAAAUAUUAUCACAUGAUUUUAAUGUCAUUUUAUUUUACUUAUGCCCUAAAACUUGUUUCCUCUAUUGUUAGAUAUUUGUGUUUUCAGUCUUUCAUUAGUUAUUAGGAGCUCUCCAGUGAAUUUUUUUUUCCCCUUGGGCUGAGUUGGAAGAGGAAUUACUGGAUUAAAAGCUGUAUACACUUUUGUGCACAUUGCAAAACUGUCUUUCAGGGAAGUUCUACAAAUUUAUACUCAUACUUGGAAUAUAUGAAAUUUGGUGCUUACUCCUUCUGACACUGGGACAUGAUACUUUUUUUUUUUUUUGAGGUGGAGUUUUGCUCUUGUUGCCCAGGCUGGAGUGCAAUGGUGCAAUCUUGGCUCACUGCAGCCUCCGCCCCCCAGGUUCAAGCAAUUCUCCUGCCUCAACCUCCCAAGUAGCUGGGAUUACAGGAAUGUGCCACCACGCCCUGCUAAUUUUGUAUGUUUAGUAGAGAUGGGGUUUCACCAUGUUGGUCAGGCUGGUCUCGAACUCCUGACCUCAGGUGAUCCGCCCACCUCGGGCUCCCAAAGUGCUGGGAUUACAGACAUGAGUCACUGCACCCUGCCAGACAUAAUUUUUAAAAAGUCUCAAUUUAAUGGGUUAAAAAAUACCAUUUUUAUGUAAAACUUAAAUAUUUUCUACUAGUAUUGAACUUUUUAUGUUCAGAAACUCUAUUAUUCUAUAUGAGUUUGCUUAUCUGUGUCCUUUGAACAUUUUGUGGGAGUUAGUUAUUUAUAGAAAUCUCUAAUUUUUAAGGCUAUCAACUCUUAAUCAGGAAUACUGCAAGUAUUUUUCCAUAGUUUUCAAUUUGCCUUUUAAGUUUGUUCACAAUAUUUUUGAUAGAGAUUUUUAGUUUUUGGUAGUCAGAUGUAACAGUUUCUUUUUCUUCUUUGUUUCUGCCUCUGUGUUAUGCUUGGGAUAUCUAUCUCCACUCCAAGAUUACACCAUCGUCUAUGUUUUAGUUCAUUUCUUCAUCCACGUACUUUAAUCCCACAGAUGUUCAUUGAAUGUCUCUUAUAUGGCAGGGCUAAGACAAUUGCCAGGCAAAAAGUAAUAUACCUUACACAUUUGGAGCUUCAGUCUGGUAGGAAAUUGACCUUAAUAAGGACAUGAUGCUAAGUGAAAUAUGCCAGGCACAGAAAGAUAAAUACUGCAUAAUCUCACUUAUAAAUGGAAGCUAAAGAAAGUCAACUCAUAGAAACAGAGAGUAGAAGGGUCGGGAACGGGAGAAAAUGGGAGAUAUUGGUCAAAGGGUACACACUUCUAGUUAUAAGAUGAAUACAUUCUGGAGACUUACUGUACAGCAUGAUGACUAUAGUGAAUAAUAAUAUAUUGUAUACUUGAAAUUUGCUACGAGAAUAGAUCUUACAUAUUCUCGCCACAAAAUCAAGGUAAUUAUGUGAGGUGAUGGACAUGUUAAUUGGCUUGAUUUUGGUAAUCAUUUCAUAAUGCAUACAUAUAUCAAAACAUCAUGUACUCUUUAAAUAUACAGAAUUUUCAUUUGUCAAUUAUACCUCAGUGAAGCUGCAAGAAGAAGAAAAUAGGCCUUAAUUUCUCUUAAAUUUGCACAAAUAAAAUUAAAACUGUGCUAAGUAUUAUGAAGGAGAGGUAAAUAGUAAAAUAAAAAUGUCUACUGAGGUUAACUGACCUGCUUGGGGAGGUCUGGGAGGGAUUUCCAGUGGAAGUGGCCUUGAUGGAAGAUUGUAGUUGAAUCACAUAAGGACGUGGUGGAGGAAGGCAUUUCAGGCCUGGCAGAUGCCACUGUGGCUGAAGCACAGAGAUCAAGAAAGAUAAAGCAGGAUUAUGUCAAGAAAUGGCUGGAAAGGAGUUUUGAAGCUAGACCUUGUGGGGACUUGUAAGUCUUGUUAAGGAUUUUGAUACUUUGUUGUAAGAGCAAUGGAAAACCACUAAUGCCAUUUAAGGAGGAUGCUCAGAGUAGGUGAUAUGAUGCUGUCUUUUCUUUUUAAAAAAUACUUAACUCUUUAAUUCUUUUGGAGUUUGUUUUUAUGGGGCCUACAAAUUUUUUUUCUAAGCAGUUAAAGUCACUGUACCUUUAGCUGAAUAAUUUUUUCUUUUCCCAUUUUUCUGAAGUGUACUCUUAUCAUAAAGUAAAAUUUUAUAUAUCACUUGUGUCUUUUAUGCAGCAAGAUGUUUUGAUAGGACCUAUGUGCUAUGAUCUGAGUGUUUGUGUCCCCACACCACCAAUUCGUAUGUUGAAAUCUAACCUGCAAUGUGAUGGUAUUAGGAGGUGGCCUUUGGCAGGUGAUUAGGUCAUGACAAUGGAGCCCUCAUGAAAAGGAUUCGCACCCUUACAAAACAGGCCCCAUGCAGCUGCCUUGUCCCUUCCACCACAUAAGGACCCAGCAAGAAGGAGCUCUGAAUCAGAAAGGAGCCCUCACCAGACACCAAAUCUGCCUGCUUGAUCUUGGACUUGAUCUUGCACCUCCCCGCCUCCAUAAUGAUGAUAAAUACAUUUCUGUUGCUAAUAAUCUACCCAGUUUAUGGUAUUUGUUAUAGCAGUCCAAACAGAAAAAAAAUUGCUUGUUUUUUCUUCCUUAUUUAGUCUUACUUCAGUGGAAUCUGUUCAUUCCUAUUUUAGGCCAUAUUUAUCCUUAUUCUCAGUGUCUGUAUUUUGGGCGACCUUGAAGGUUUGACAAUCCCCCUUUGGCCUUUUAAAGUAGAGGGCAGAGUGUUGUGCACAGUCUGGACCCAACUGUGUUUUAUCUUGGCCUUUUUGGCUGUGGAUCUGUUGUCCCGUGCAGGGAUUUUUUGGUCUCUUGUUCAGGUCUUUUUAUGAGGGCGGGAAUUGAUUCUGUAAUGAUGUGAAAACAUAAGUAUUUUGCAAGCCAACAAUUUUGCACACUGCAGAGCCUACUGCUCUUCGUUCUUCUAGGCUAAACUUCUCCGAUGAUUGACUUAUGGAUCAAAGCCCCAGACCCAUUGCAUGCUGGAAGAUGAAGCUGGUGGAAAUUAAAGUGGAAUUGGAAUAAGAAAAGACUUACUGAGAGAAAGGGACAGUUCUCAGUGAUUUUAGAAAGCAGGUUAAGGGUGUAGUUUGCUCCCCUUUGUGUCCAAAGCCCAGUUUCUGGGAGGUGGGGCACAUAUUUUGGCUAGGUGAAGGAAAUUCUGCUGUUUGACCAUCCUCCUCAUUCUUUGAUUAAGGUCUCAGGGCUUCAACUGAGUUUUAGUUUUACUAACAUUUAGUUAGUAGAUGUUUCUUCAGUUUUUUCAUAGGUCAUUGAGCCAUUUGUCAAGAUUCCAGGACUGUGAAAACAUCAAUACGAUGAUGAGCCAGUGAGCCUAAGUCACAAGUUGUUUUUUGCCAUCAUAAUUCAAAAAUCUUUUUUUUUUUUUGAGACGGAGUCUCAUUCUGUCGCCCAGGCGGGAGUGCUGUGGCGCGAUCUCCGCUCACUGCAAGCUCCGCCUUCCGGGUUCACGCCAUUCUCCUGCCUCAGCCUCCCGAGUAGCUGGGACUACAGGCGCCCGCCACUGCGCCCGGCUAAUUUUUUGUAUUUUUAGUAGAGACGGGGUUUCACCGUGGUCUCGAUCUCCUGACCUCGUGAUCCGCCCGCCUCGGCCUCCCAAAGUGCUGGGAUUACAGGCGUGAGCCACCGCGCCCGGCCCAAAAAUCUUUUUAAGAGAAGCCCUCCAGCCCUAUCCUAGAUAUCAGGGAGCUACCCUCCCUGGCAAACAACCUCUUGGCUUUUGUGCCAUUUGGGGCUGUAUUAUUUUGUUUGAGUGAGAUGUCAAGUUUACUGACUGAAGAGUUUUUUAUUGGUUAGGUGGAAGUGACACUAGCACAUAAAUAUAUUUUGAGGCUUGUGUGGAUUGGAUAUUACUGAUUGGAUAUUACUGAGGCUCAAGUUAAUGGUGUUUUAGGUUAAAAACUUACCUAGUAUGUGGAGCAUCAGUUUGUUCAGUAUACAAUUCUAUAAGAAGCUUUCUUUGGUCUAGUGAGCCACUGGCCUGAAGACUUCUACAGACUGUUGUUCCGCAAAUCAGAGUUUAAAUGCAGAUGUCUCCUAGACCAACAAAUUGCUGCAAUUUUCUACCAUGUUUUCUUGGUCACUGCUUCAUCCUGCUGAGGAGCCUGAUGGCAGUGGGGUAGUGCCUGGAAGUAUAAUUUUGUUGAAGGGUGUAAGGCAAACACUUAUUACCAUUUGUAAUGCUCUGCUUACUUGCUUAUUAUCUGUCUCCUCAGUAGUCUCUAAGCAGUGGCAUGCAUAUCUGUUUUAUUCUCUACUGUGUGCCCAGGGUCUAGCACAGUAUCUGGUGCUCCAUGUAUAUUUGAUGAAUGAAUGAAUGAACUUGAAAGAGUCUCAGUGCCAAGUACCCACAGGUUACAGGGAAGUUAUAGACAAGUUUUUGCCUUUAUUUGUUAACCUGCAACUUCAAUUAACUUGGUUCCAAAACCUCUUCAGAUGUAGUAGAAUUACUACAUGUAGUGCAUACUGUUGGGUGGAAUUCAAACAAAAUGGUGUUUCUGAAGAAGAGCAAUUGCAUGUGAAAUACAUUUUCUUGUGACUAGCAAAAAUAAUUUAUUAGCCUCUAGCUCAUUUAAAUUUGAUUCCUAGAAAGCAGUUAUAGUAAAACACAAAAGCCUGUGAGAAAAGAUGCGAUAUUUUCCCCUUUGGCCCUACUCGCCCACCCCUUCUGGGGCUUGGGGCACAGUCAUCUCCCCCUGGGGCCUUAUCCAGAUUAGGUAAUGGAAACAUUUUUCCUCGGGUGGGAUGGAGAUUUGGAGACUUUCUGGGUUCUAGGGUUAUACUGAGAGGGACUUUAUUUUGCUAGAGACUUCCUUAAUGCCGGAGACAUUUUGAGGCCAGAUCUGGAAGUUCCUUUCCCUGAUUCACUGAAGAGGAAAGAUUCACCCUCUCACUGCCAUUCUGGCCUCUACCCUUUCCAUGGAAGUAAAAUCUAAUGGAACCAAAUGGUGGAGAUGCUUGGCCAGCCACAGAGAAAGAAUGAGAGGAAGCCUCAGGCUCAGGAAGAGGAGCUUUGUAGGCAGCCAAUCCCAGAGAAGCAGACGGGAUGGCUAGUUCAGCCCGGGAGCACCUGCUUUUUGUGAGGCGUCGAAAUCCCCAGAUGCGGUACACAUUGAGCCCAGAGAACCUCCAGAGCCUUGCCGCCCAGAGCUCCAUGCCAGAGAACAUGACCCUGCAGCGGGCCAACAGCGACACCGACCUGGUGACUUCUGAGAGCCGCUCCAGCUUAACUGCCAGCAUGUACGAGUACACGCUGGGGCAAGCCCAGAACCUCAUUAUCUUCUGGGACAUUAAAGAGGAGGUGGACCCCAGUGAUUGGAUUGGACUUUAUCAUAUAGAUGAGAAUUCUCCAGCCAACUUCUGGGAUUCUAAGAACAGGGGUGUGACUGGAACACAAAAAGGGCAAAUUGUAUGGAGAAUUGAGCCUGGGCCCUAUUUCAUGGAACCGGAGAUAAAAAUCUGUUUUAAAUAUUACCACGGCAUUAGUGGAGCCCUGCGAGCCACGACCCCCUGCAUCACCGUGAAGAACCCAGCUGUGAUGAUGGGGGCAGAAGGCAUGGAGGGAGGUGCUUCAGGAAACCUGCAUUCUCGAAAACUUGUUAGCUUUACAUUGUCAGAUCUUAGGGCAGUUGGGCUAAAGAAAGGGAUGUUCUUCAAUCCUGACCCUUAUCUUAAGAUGUCAAUUCAGCCAGGAAAGAAGAGCAGUUUCCCCACCUGUGCCCACCACGGGCAGGAGAGACGGUCUACUAUCAUCAGUAACACCACCAAUCCAAUUUGGCACCGAGAGAAAUAUUCCUUUUUUGCACUUCUUACUGAUGUCUUAGAAAUUGAAAUUAAAGACAAAUUUGCCAAGAGCCGUCCCAUCAUCAAGCGUUUUCUGGGGAAACUAACCAUUCCAGUCCAGAGGCUGCUGGAGCGACAAGCCAUCGGUGAUCAAAUGCUCAGCUACAACCUUGGCAGAAGGCUCCCAGCUGACCACGUGAGUGGGUACCUCCAGUUUAAAGUGGAGGUUACGUCUUCUGUUCAUGAAGAAAUGCUGUUUUCUCAUUCAGAUGCCUCUCCAGAAGCUGUUGGCACAAUACUUGGAGUCAAUUCUGUGAAUGGAGACUUAGGUAGCCCUUCCGAUGACGAGGACAUGCCAGGGAGCCAUCACGACAGCCAGGUGUGCUCUAAUGGGCCAGUUUCUGAGGACAGUGCUGCCGAUGGAACCCCCAAGCAUUCAUUCAGGACUAGCUCCACUCUGGAAAUAGACACAGAGGAAUUAACCUCUACGUCUUCAAGGACCUCACCUCCCAGAGGACGUCAGGAUUCACUCAAUGAUUACUUAGAUGCUAUCGAACACAAUGGCCACUCCAGGCCGGGGACAGCGACCUGCUCUGAGAGGUCCAUGGGUGCCUCUCCGAAACUGAGGAGUAGUUUUCCCACUGACACAAGACUCAAUGCCAUGCUUCAUAUUGAUUCAGAUGAAGAAGAUCACGAGUUCCAGCAAGACCUGGGUUACCCAUCUUCCUUGGAGGAGGAGGGAGGCCUGAUCAUGUUUAGCAGGGCAUCCAGAGCUGAUGAUGGAAGCCUGACAUCUCAGACAAAGCUGGAGGACAACCCUGUUGAGAAUGAGGAAGCCUCCACACACGAAGCUGCUUCCUUUGAGGAUAAGCCAGAAAAUCUUCCAGAGCUUGCAGAGAGCUCCUUACCUGCAGGCCCAGCCCCAGAGGAAGGUGAAGGCGGCCCAGAGCCUCAACCCAGUGCUGACCAGGGCAGUGCUGAACUGUGUGGCUCUCAAGAGGUAGAUCAGCCCACAAGUGGCGCAGACACAGGGACUUCCGAUGCAUCAGGAGGAAGCCGAAGAGCCGUCAGUGAGACCGAGUCUCUCGAUCAGGGCUCUGAGCCUUCCCAGGUGUCCUCUGAAACAGAACCCAGUGAUCCUGCCAGGACAGAGAGUGUGAGCGAAGCCAGCACCAGGCCUGAGGGAGAGAGUGACCUGGAAUGCGCUGACAGCUCCUGCAAUGAGAGUGUGACCACGCAGCUGUCCUCUGUGGACACACGGUGCUCCUCUCUUGAGAGCGCACGGUUUCCUGAAACCCCAGCCUUUUCUUCUCAGGAGGAGGAAGACGGAGCCUGUGCAGCAGAGCCCACCAGCAGUGGCCCUGCCGAAGGGUCGCAGGAAUCCGUGUGCACUGCUGGUUCUUUACCUGUGGUACAGGUGCCCAGUGGGGAGGAUGAAGGGCCAGGGGCAGAAUCGGCCACUGUACCUGACCAGGAGGAGCUGGGGGAGGUCUGGCAGCGGAGGGGGAGCCUGGAGGGAGCUGCAGCUGCUGCCGAGAGCCCACCGCAAGAAGAAGGCAGUGCUGGGGAGGCCCAAGGCACCUGUGAAGGGGCAACUGCCCAGGAGGAGGGCGCUACUGGAGGUUCUCAAGCCAACGGCCACCAGCCACUGCGAUCACUACCUUCAGUGCGCCAGGAUGUUAGCCGGUACCAGAGGGUGGACGAGGCUCUCCCACCAAACUGGGAGGCACGCAUUGACAGCCACGGCAGGAUCUUCUACGUGGAUCACGUAAACAGAACCACGACGUGGCAGCGACCGACAGCUCCCCCAGCCCCGCAGGUGCUGCAGAGAUCUAACUCCAUACAGCAAAUGGAGCAGCUGAACCGGCGAUAUCAGAGUAUCCGCAGAACCAUGACCAAUGAGAGGCCUGAGGAAAAUACCAAUGCUAUUGAUGGGGCAGGGGAGGAAGCUGACUUUCACCAAGCCAGUGCAGAUUUCCGACGGGAGAACAUCCUGCCUCACUCUACCUCCAGAUCCAGGAUCACGUUGCUGUUACAGUCUCCCCCCGUGAAGUUCCUCAUCAGCCCAGAGUUCUUCACCGUGCUGCAUUCUAACCCUAGUGCCUACCGCAUGUUUACAAACAACACGUGUUUGAAGCACAUGAUCACCAAAGUCCGGAGGGACACCCACCACUUUGAACGCUACCAGCAUAACCGCGACCUUGUGGGAUUCCUCAACAUGUUCGCGAACAAACAGCUAGAGCUGCCGCGGGGAUGGGAAAUGAAACAUGAUCACCAGGGCAAGGCAUUCUUUGUGGACCACAACUCCCGCACCACCACUUUCAUUGAUCCCCGGCUCCCACUUCAGAGCAGUAGACCCACAAGUGCGCUGGUUCAUCGGCAACACCUGACAAGGCAACGCAGCCACAGUGCGGGUGAGGUAGGAGAAGAUUCUCGACAUGCAGGACCACCAGUUCUUCCCAGGCCAUCCAGUACAUUCAAUACAGUCAGUAGGCCACAGUACCAGGACAUGGUUCCAGUGGCUUACAAUGACAAGAUUGUUGCAUUUCUACGUCAACCCAAUAUCUUUGAAAUUCUACAGGAGCGUCAACCUGAUCUUACCAGGAAUCACUCACUCAGGGAGAAGAUCCAAUUUAUCCGAACUGAAGGGACUCCAGGAUUGGUGCGCCUUUCAAGCGAUGCAGACCUUGUUAUGUUGCUGAGCUUAUUUGAAGAAGAGAUAAUGUCGUAUGUGCCUCCACAUGCCUUACUCCACCCCAGCUACUGUCAGUCCCCACGUGGCUCUCCCGUGUCAUCUCCUCAGAACUCGCCAGGUACCCAGCGUGCCAAUGCCCGGGCUCCAGCCCCUUACAAGCGGGAUUUCGAAGCCAAACUGAGGAACUUUUACAGGAAGUUAGAGACUAAAGGAUAUGGACAAGGCCCAGGGAAGUUAAAGUUAAUUAUCCGAAGAGAUCACUUACUAGAAGAUGCUUUUAAUCAGAUUAUGGGCUACUCCAGAAAAGACCUGCAGAGAAAUAAGCUAUAUGUCACCUUCGUUGGGGAGGAAGGGCUGGAUUACAGUGGGCCUUCUAGAGAGUUUUUCUUCCUGGUAUCCAGAGAACUCUUUAACCCAUAUUAUGGCUUAUUUGAAUAUUCAGCCAAUGACACAUACACAGUACAAAUAAGUCCUAUGUCUGCUUUUGUAGACAAUCACCAUGAAUGGUUCCGAUUCAGUGGUAGGAUCCUUGGUCUUGCACUAAUACACCAGUAUUUGUUGGAUGCCUUCUUCACACGGCCCUUUUAUAAGGCUCUUCUCAGAAUUCUAUGUGACCUGAGUGACCUAGAAUACCUUGAUGAAGAGUUCCAUCAGAGCCUGCAGUGGAUGAAAGACAAUGAUAUCCAUGACAUCCUAGACCUCACGUUCACUGUGAACGAAGAAGUAUUUGGGCAGAUAACUGAACGAGAAUUAAAGCCAGGGGGUGCCAAUAUCCCAGUUACAGAGAAGAACAAGAAGGAGUACAUCGAGAGGAUGGUGAAGUGGAGGAUUGAGAGGGGUGUUGUACAGCAAACAGAGAGCUUAGUGCGUGGCUUCUAUGAGGUGGUGGAUGCCAGGCUGGUAUCUGUUUUUGAUGCAAGAGAACUGGAAUUGGUCAUCGCAGGCACAGCUGAAAUAGACCUAAGUGAUUGGAGAAACAACACAGAAUAUAGAGGAGGAUACCAUGACAAUCAUAUUGUAAUUCGGUGGUUCUGGGCUGCAGUGGAAAGAUUCAACAAUGAACAACGACUAAGGUUGUUACAGUUUGUUACAGGCACAUCCAGCAUUCCCUAUGAAGGAUUUGCUUCACUCCGAGGGAGUAACGGCCCAAGAAGAUUCUGUGUGGAGAAAUGGGGGAAAAUCACUGCUCUUCCCAGAGCGCAUACAUGUUUUAACCGUCUGGAUCUGCCUCCCUACCCAUCCUUUUCCAUGCUUUAUGAAAAACUGUUGACAGCAGUUGAAGAAACCAGUACUUUUGGACUUGAGUGACCUGGAAGCUGAAUGCCCAUCUCUGUGGACAGGCAGGUUCAGAAGCUGCCUUCUAGAAGAAUGAUUGAACAUUGGAAGUUUCAAGAGGAUGCUUCCUUUAGGAUAAAGCUAUGUGCUGUUGUUUUCCAGGAACAAGUGCUCUGUCACAUUUGGGGACUGGAGAUGAGUCCUCUUGGAAGGAUUUGGGUGAGCUUGAUGCCCAGGGAACAACCCAACCGUCUUUCAAUCAACAGUUCUUGACUGCCAAACUUUUUCCAUUUGUUAUGUUCCAAGACAAAGAUGAACCCAUACAUGAUCAGCUCCACGGUAAUUUUUAGGGACUCAGGAGAAUCUUGAAACUUACCCUUGAACGUGGUUCAAGCCAAACUGGCAGCAUUUGGCCCAAUCUCCAAAUUAGAGCAAGUUAAAUAAUAUAAUAAAAGUAAAUAUAUUUCCUGAAAGUACAUUCAUUUAAGCCCUAAGUUAUAACAGAAUAUUCAUUUCUUGCUUAUGAGUGCCUGCAUGGUGUGCACCAUAGGUUUCCGCUUUCAUGGGACAUGAGUGAAAAUGAAACCAAGUCAAUAUGAGGUACCUUUACAGAUUUGCAAUAAGAUGGUCUGUGACAAUGUAUAUGCAAGUGGUAUGUGUGUAAUUAUGGCUAAAGACAAACCAUUAUUCAGUGAAUUACUAAUGACAGAUUUUAUGCUUUAUAAUGCAUGAAAACAAUUUUAAAAUAACUAGCAAUUAAUCACAGCAUAUCAGGAAAAAGUACACAGUGAGUUCUGUUUAUUUUUUGUAGGUUCAUUAUGUUUAUGUUCUUUAAGAUGUAUAUAAGAACCUACCUAUCAUGCUGUAUGUAUCACUCAUUCCAUUUUCAUGUUCCAUGCAUACUCGGGCAUCAUGCUAAUAUGUAUCCUUUUAAGCACUCUCAAGGAAACAAAAGGGCCUUUUAUUUUUAUAAAGGUAAAAAAAAUUCCCCAAAUAUUUUGCACUGAAUGUACCAAAGGUGAAGGGACAUUACAAUAUGACUAACAGCAACUCCAUCACUUGAGAAGUAUAAUAGAAAAUAGCUUCUAAAUCAAACUUCCUUCACAGUGCCGUGUCUACCACUACAAGGACUGUGCAUCUAAGUAAUAAUUUUUUAAGAUUCACUAUAUGUGAUAGUAUGAUAUGCAUUUAUUUAAAAUGCAUUAGACUCUCUUCCAUCCAUCAAAUACUUUACAGGAUGGCAUUUAAUACAGAUAUUUCGUAUUUCCCCCACUGCUUUUUAUUUGUACAGCAUCAUUAAACACUAAGCUCAGUUAAGGAGCCAUCAGCAACACUGAAGAGAUCAGUAGUAAGAAUUCCAUUUUCCCUCAUCAGUGAAGACACCACAAAUUGAAACUCAGAACUAUAUUUCUAAGCCUGCAUUUUCACUGAUGCAUAAUUUUCUUAUUAAUAUUAAGAGACAGUUUUUCUAUGGCAUCUCCAAAACUGCAUGACAUCACUAGUCUUACUUCUGCUUAAUUUUAUGAGAAGGUAUUCUUCAUUUUAAUUGCUUUUGGGAUUACUCCACAUCUUUGUUUAUUUCUUGACUAAUCAGAUUUUCAAUAGAGUGAAGUUAAAUUGGGGGUCAUAAAAGCAUUGGAUUGACAUAUGGUUUGCCAGCCUAUGGGUUUACAGGCAUUGCCCAAACAUUUCUUUGAGAUCUAUAUUUAUAAGCAGCCAUGGAAUUCCUAUUAUGGGAUGUUGGCAAUCUUACAUUUUAUAGAGGUCAUAUGCAUAGUUUUCAUAGGUGUUUUGUAAGAACUGAUUGCUCUCCUGUGAGUUAAGCUAUGUUUACUACUGGGACCCUCAAGAGGAAUACCACUUAUGUUACACUCCUGCACUAAAGGCACGUACUGCAGUGUGAAGAAAUGUUCUGAAAAAGGGUUAUAGAAAUCUGGAAAUAAGAAAGGAAGAGCUCUCUGUAUUCUAUAAUUGGAAGAGAAAAAAAGAAAAACUUUUAACUGGAAAUGUUAGUUUGUACUUAUUGAUCAUGAAUACAAGUAUAUAUUUAAUUUUGCAAACUUUUCACUUGUUUGUAUUCUUUUCAUUAUAAGGAAAAGUAGUAUAACACACUUUUUUUUAAGUCACAUAUUUGAUGGUAUACAAGAUGUUUCAGGGCUGGCAUUCUCCAAGCAGCAGAUAAAGGUUGCAUUUCUUUCAAAAAUACAUUCAAAGACCAUGUUAUCCUUCAUUUUGGUUUGAGACAUUUAGUUAUGGUAUUUCAUAUUAUUAGGUAAAAGAUAUUUGAAAUAAAAUGUAUCUCUUUAAUUAUUUCUAACAAAUAUAUUUCUUUAUUAAGGCAUCCAACUUUUUCCCAAAUAACAGUACACUUUAAUGUAUGUAGACAUUCUUAAUUAGUAUAAUCAUCUAGUUGAUACUGUUCUCAGAUUGGGAAUUAUCAAAGAUGUACUUAUCAUAUCAGAACACCAUGCUAACUUAUCUAUUAUUCUUUCUUAGUAAAACAAAACAGCCAGUAAUAACUAUAUAAAAUAUUAAAUAACAUUUCCACAGAAUAAAUUAGACUUUCAUGUACUCUACAAUUAGAAAUAUCCAUAAAUAUUUUCUUCUGGACUGUGAACCCAGAUAACUAGGCUUUCUGGUCUUAUUUUAAGUGAUGCUCUUUAUACUAUAGAAGACACUCUUAAUACAUCAUAUAUGUAUGCAGAACAUCUCUUAGAUGAGAGAACAAGCACAUCAUUGGCAUUCCCUCUGUGCCAGUUUGAUGUUUGUUUGACGAUGGAGCUACAAGAGUCUAAAUCUGCCUUUGAAAAGCUCAGCUCACAGUGUAGUAGAGUAGACUCCAAGGUUCAAAAAAGUGUUUUUAAUAAAAUUUGGUAAGUUCUACAAUCAAGGAAUGAAGAGAGAAGAGAACAGCUUUUUCCAUCUGGGAGAUUCAAUAAUGGCUUCAUAUAUAGAUGAUAGUGUGGCUAAAAAAAAUUACAUCAAUGCUGUUUCUAUUGGGAAGCAAUGGCAAGUAAUAGUAUGUCAAUACUGGUCAAGUGUUGAAGCCAGGAUGCACUUACACAACGAGAGUGUAAAGUGUGUAGGGAGCUGAUCUGUGAAGGAGCAACUCAAAGAUUUUGAAAUUAUCAGUGAAAUGCCAAAACAGGGAAAGUUUCCCUGUUUCCCUUCAUCUAUUCUACAAUGCACCAUUGGUUUUCAGUGUGAAAAAUCCCAAUCCCUGAGCCCAAACCACUUCUGGGGUCAAAACAUUUUUCUUGUGCACAAAAUGAAUGGAUCUUGGUCAAAGAAGUAUGGUCACAAUUUUCUAGCAUAUAUUGCGUUUAUAAUUUAGCAGAAAUUCUGCAAUAAAUAAAGGAAAAUCUGUUUUACCUGUGCAACAAUCAGAAAUGGUAAAAAUGCAUUCAAGUGUUUGAAAGAAAUGGUAGAAUAUGCUUGCAUAGUGCUUUAUAGUUUCAAAGUGCUGUCAGGUACAUCGUCCGUUUAGCUCCUCACGCACUUUGUAGGGUACAAGCAUCAUGUUCCAUCUGGGUUGUGGCUGAUUUUCAUGGAUGGCUUGUGGCAUCAGUUUCAUUACUUCAUAGUCACAAUUCUGUGUUUCAUCUUGAGAAAUGUGGAGACUAAUGUUUGUACCAGUAUAUUCCACAUUCAGUGAGGUUUCCAAGAUGCUUCCUCCAAACUCUCACUUUCUUAAACAGAUACAUUUAAAAUAUGACACCUUCUGAAAAGUCCAUAAAGAAAUUAGUAUAUUCAUGGAAAAAAUUUCCCCGUAGACUUAUUUGCAUUUCAUGACUUGACAUGAGAAAUUUAAAAAACAGAAGGCAAAAUGUGAUUGCUUUUGAUGGAUUUAUACAGAAUAGUCAUUUAAUUUUCUCAAGUAUUAUUUGGAAACAAGAUAAUGGAAAACAUUAAUCAGAAGCCUUAUUUUAUUUUUAAAUUUUUAAUAGGGAUGGAUCUAGUAAGCCCUAAUAGCUGAGUUCCAGUGAUAAAAUUCACAAAUUUUAUUUAUGAUUGGACCACUUCUAACAAGGCAAAUAUCUUAUAAUGAAGAUAGGAGUCUGUUCAAUUUAACCUUAUUCAGGAAACUCCGUAUUUAUGUGAAAUGAUGCAAUGCCAUUAUUAAGAGGUAUCUGUAACCCUGCAUAAUAAAAACAUGCAUAAGAAGAAUGUGGUCUAAUCUCCAAACUGAGUCUCAGUUUCAGGGCCUUUUGCUUUCUUUGUUUGUUUGUUUGAGACAGUCUGGCUCUGUCAUCCAGGCUGGAGUGCAGUGGCACAUGAGCUCACUGCAACCUCCACCUCCCAGGCUCAAGCGAUCCUCCCACCUCAGCCUCCUGAGUAACUGGGACUACAGGCGCAUACCACCACACCUGGCUAAUUUUUGUAUUUUUGUAGAGACAAGGCCCAGGCACGUCUCAAACUCUUGAGCUCAAGCGAUCCGCCCGCCUUGGCCUCCCAAAGUGCUAGGAGUAAUUAUAGGUGUGAGCCACCAUGCUGGCAGUUGUUUUUGUUUAUUUGUGAUAAGGUCUGGCUGUCACCCAUGCUGGAGUGCAGUGGCAUGAUCUUGGCUCACUGCAACCUCUGCCUUCCAGGCUCAAGCCAGCCUCCCACCUCAGCCUCCGAGUAGCUAGGACUACAGGCAUGCACCACCAUGCCCAGCUAAUUUUUUUAUAUUUUUUGUAGACACAGGGUUUUGCCACGUUGCCCAGGCUGGUCUUGAACUCCUGAGCUCAAGCAGUCCUCCCACCUUGGCCUCCCGAAGUGCUGGGAUUACAGACGUGAGCCUCUGGGCCUUGCUCUGUUUUGUCUGCUUUCUGAUUUAGUAGGUGAGGGACAGCACUCUGGACCUUAGCCAUUUUACUUCCAUCUUACUGCCGUGAGUUUGAUGAGAAUGUCACUUUUAGACUCUAAUUUUCAAAAACUUAGUUUCUUUCCCAUUCAUUUGUGUUUUCCAAAUUAAUUUGUUUGUCUAGUAUGGAUGCAAAGGAAUGCUGAAGACAUUAAAGCUUUCUGAAUUGUGGCUUAAGGCCAGCUACUGCCCACUGAAAGGAUGAUAAAAAUAAAAAAGGAGGAAAGAGGAGCCCAGCAGUUGUGCCACCCCGCAAGAAUAUAAUGCUAAUUAUUGACCAACUGUCAAGAUUCAGAGUGGUAACUGCAUUCCGAGGAGCUGUCAGGAAGGAUGACCGUGUGUGUGCUGUCCAUAUCAUAGCCAUCUGGGUCAGAAGGAGCGAAAGGAUGGUUAGGACAGGAGUGUAGUGGAGGGAAAGUUAAAACAACGGUAGAUGGAUCAUCUUAGGGCUUGCUGGUGGGGGUAGGAACAUACUUCAAUUUGGUUUCAGACUGAGAAGAAGAAAGCUAUGCUCCCUGAUGAAGGCACAGUUUGAUCUACUAGAUGGGAAAUACCCUCAUUUUAUAACUUCAGUAAUUUAACAUUUUCUGUAUUGCAAAGUGGAAUUUAGUCCCAAAGUAUUAAAGCUAACCAUAGCUUGAUCAGGAGAUUUGACAAUUUAGCAUAAAAUUAUGUUGUGGAUUUUUUUAUUUAAGAAUUAUUGUUACUAUUAUUGAACACCAUGUAUGAAAUGAAAGAAAGGGUGCUUUUAUUUCAUUAUACUUAUUUGGUUUUUUUAGCGGACAUCCCUUGACAUUAGAAUAGCAUUUGAGACAUUUUCAUGAUUUCUAAAGAUAACUUAAAUGCUCUCUGUUAAUCUGGAAAGUGAAAUCCUAAGAGUGAGGUUGCAAAUGGAGACUAAAUUAGUGUUUCCAAGUCAGGAAGUUAAUCAAGACCGGAAAUAGAUUUGCUUAGAUUUUAUCUGCAGAGUCGUUUAUUUGGCUUUCGUAAUUGAACAGCUCAGCAGAAUAAGAUGGCCCUAGUUGUAUGGUUUCUGGGGAACACAGGAGAAUUAAAUUUAUAUAUGUGAUUUUUAUGUGUAGUGCCCUUGGGCAGGUGAUAUCUUUCUAUAUGACUUUUAAGAUAUUACAACCUGAGGAGUGUGGAUAGCCGUGUUGUGUGAUUCAAACUGAAUCAGCUAUUACUGAUGCAGGUAAGGAACCAUCAGUCAACUUCUGGUUACUAUCACCUUCAUAAAAAAGAAUGGAUGAUGUUCAGGAAUUACCUUGGAAGGAUUAACCAGGAAUUAACACAGAAUGGGAUGUUCUUUUAGGACCCUAAUGCUCUAAAAGAUAAAAUUACAACCUAUUUUUCUUUAUAUGAUAGCAUAAGUAAAAUUUGGGGCUGUUAAUAUGUUGGAAAGUGCUUAAAAUUACAUGUUUUUAUAAUAGGGAUGCAGGCAUUCCAAAAUAAAUGAAUAAAAAUACAUGCAUCUCUCUCGCCUCUUACUGAAAGUAUUAAUCUAAUUUUAUAGUAAUGAUUACUUUUUAAUAUUAAGGCUCUGUAAAAAAAUUAUUUCUAAGAUUUCAGUAGAACACAGGUGGUGUAUUUUUUUAAGCUUUUAAUUUCUCUUCACCAACCUCAGUCAUUACGUUCACCACACAGUGUGUCACAGUUAAUAGUGGUAUUUCAGUUUUUGCGUUGAUUUAAGCUUCAUAUUUAUUUAAUGUGACUUUUGAUGGAGAAUAAUAAUGGGAGAUGCUUGCUGUUAGCAUUAAGGUUAUACAGCUCUCACUUCACCUUAUAUGUAAUUUUUUUUUCAAAGUAAAUAAUGCAGAUUGUUGACAUCCUAGAAAUGGUUUCUGGGUGGUAUUAUAUGGGGCCUAGGACUCUGAACUGGGACUAGUUGUUUAUUUUCUGGGAAGUCUGUAUUCUUAUUCUCAACUGAACCCCUGACUCUUUUGUUGUAUUUUUUAUGAUUCCGAAAUGCUUUGAGGGAAAGAUAUUUUAAUGUGUACAAUUUGUUUUAUUUUCAUACUGAUCUCUAUUUUUGUUUAAAACCAUGUUGCAUCAUGAAAUCACUUAAUCCAAAAUAAAUCUUCUUUAAAAAAAAUAGAUUAUGACUUUUCUGUAAUACUUUUGGGGAGGGAAAACUCAGAAGGGAGGAGAAUAGAAGUAGAGAUAAAGAUUUCAUGGCAUUAGUUUGCAGCUCUAUAAAUAUUGGAGGUUCUGUUUUCAUAGUAUUUAUAGUAUUUUGUUUAUUUUUAUUUAUAUUUUUAUUAUUUAUUAAUAAAAUAUUUGUUUAUUUUGUUUGGAAUCUACUUUGUUUAUCCCUACAAGAAUAUUUUACUGUUUGAUGGGCUGUUAAUGUUAAAGGAAUGAAUUAUAAUACAAAUCAUAAUUUCUUAACUCA
Molecule: messenger RNA, 29735 nt
Organism: Homo sapiens (human)
Lineage: Eukaryota; Metazoa; Chordata; Mammalia; Primates; Hominidae
Gene: HECW2
Product: HECT, C2 and WW domain containing E3 ubiquitin protein ligase 2
Exons: 29
Coding region: 17791-22530 (1579 amino acids)
Biological process (GO): protein ubiquitination
Cellular component (GO): spindle; cytoplasm
Molecular function (GO): ubiquitin protein ligase activity; ubiquitin-protein transferase activity
Source: RefSeq, a predicted model, not a curated record